UUGUCGGUCACGUGGUUUUGACGCGUCGGACUUGGCUCGAUACAUUUUGCUACAAGCAGCUACUCUUUUCUUGGAUCUGUAGCCGCUCGUGUUGCUUGUUUCGUCCAAACAGCGCACAAAAUAUCAUGGAAGGCAGGGGUUACGGCUCUGGUUACUCCAGUUGGGGAGGUGGAGGUUCUGGAAGCAGAGGUUCUGGUGGUUUCGAUAUGCACGGGGGAGGUUAUAAGGAUUCCAUGUCUGGACUCGGAGGCUAUGGAGGUGGCAGCGGCCACAUGAAAAGAGGGCUCUCGGGAGCAUCUCUGCUCUCAUCGACGGGCACCCAUGCAGAUGCAGUCAUUGCUAAGAUUAACCAGCGCUUGGACAUGCUCACUCAGUUGGAGGGGGGGUUUAAAGGGGGUCGGAGUGACAGGUUUGACCAGUACGAGUCAUUCGACUCGCGCUCCUCCGCUUUUGCCUCCUCCCGAGAUCUCUACAGAUCUGGCGGCGGUAGCUAUGGUUUUGGUGAUGGCCGGGAGGACAGCAUGCUGUUGAGUCAGCGAGGAGGCCAGGGCUUCGGAGGGGGACUUGGGCUAGGAGGAGGAGGAGGCUUUGACAGCCCCUCCUCUUCCUAUGGAGUCGCUAAAAUGCGACAGAAUAUGAGGGAGUCCUUCACCAGUCCCCAAGGAGGAGGUUCUGGAGGUGGAGGAUGGGCUGGAGCAGGCCGACGUUCCCCCAGAAGGGGUGGAAGCGCCGGGGGUCGAGGAGCUACUGGAGGGUUUGGAAGCCGCAGGUCAGACCCCACUCCAUUAAGCGGAGGUUUGCGGGGAAGUGGUAGCGGUGGCCAGUCCCACCGUGGCCACUCUCCAGGAGGUGGUAGAGGAAAGCUCCCUUCCCUCCUGUCCAACCGCAUGUACCCUGAGAGUGGGGGCUUCCAGGGUUCUUCUCAAGGGCCUCACGACUUUCCUGGGAGGCAUUUUGGAGGGGGCCCACGGGCUGGCCGGCAGCGAGGCCGCAAGAGACCCCUUAACAAACAGGUGAAGCCACAGCGGGAUAUUCAGAAGAAAAGAAAGCAGACCCCGACAUCAGGUGAUGAGCCAGAGUCGAAGAUGAACAAGACGGACAGCGCCGAGUCAGAGGCUACGCAAGAGCAACCAGAGAAAAAUGGCGAUGGUGGUGAGCCAAAGACAACAGCUGCUGCGGAGACAAAACCUGCUGAAGAAGGUGAUAAAGCUGCGUCCAAACUGGAAGAGAAGAAAAAGCCACAGGGCAAACAGACACCGGCCCAGGGUCAGGACAGACACCCAAAAAUGAGGAAGAGACGAGGAUUCCUGGAAAGGGUGAUGUUUGCAUGUUCUGUGUGCAAGUUCCGUUCGUUCUACAAGGAAGAAAUGGAGGCUCAUCUUGAGAGUCGCUUCCACAAGGACCACUUUAAGUUCCUUUCCAGCCAGUUGUCCAAGCCCACUACAGACUUUUUGCAGGAGUAUUUGCAGAAUAAGUUUAAGAAGACAGAGGAGAGGGUGAGCCAGCUGGAGAACCACAGUGCUGCAAUCUGCCAGGUGUACAAAGAGCAGGACCUCACCAGGGAGCUUGGAAUGGAGCACUUUAUGAGGAAGGUGGAAGCUGCUCACUGUGCAGCAUGUGACCUUUUCAUUCCCAUGCAGCCCCACCUGAUACAGAAACACAUCAAGUCUCCUGACCACAACUACAACCGCAAGGGUAUGAUGGAGCAGUCCAAGCGGGCCAGUCUGUCAGUUGCUCGAAGCAUCCUUAACCACAAACUCAUUGGCAAGAAGCUGGAGAGCUACCUCAAGGGUGAAAACCCGUUCACUGGUAACCAAGAUGAACAGGAUCCAGAAGACAGCAUGGCAAUGGACGUAUCGGAGUUGGAGGUUACAGGCGAAGCGGCAGAGAGCCAGGCGGAAGGAGAACCUGCCAAAGAUGAGCCUGCUCCUGAGGGGGAGAUUAGCAAAGAGGUGGUCGAAGGAGAAGCAGGAGAGACUGCUGAAGCAGCAGCAGCAGCAUCAGAAGAAGCAGCACCAGCAGCAGCAGCAGCAGCAGGCACGGAAGAAGAAGAGGAGGAGGAAGAAAAGAUGGAGGAGGAGCAGGGGAACCAGAAUGAGGAGAACCAGGAUGAAGAGGAAGGUUUUGAAAUUGGGGAGGAAGAGGAUGAGGGAUAUGUGGUUCAUGAUGAGAUUGGUGAAGAGGGAUUACACGGUGACUUGGGAGAUGAAGGAUUGGAGGCAGCAGUGCACGAAGAGGAAGAUGCCAAUGAUCAUGAAUGAUUUCUGCUCUGUGUGAGAGAGUAACCUUUCCAUCUGAACAUCUGUUUGGACCAGUCUAUGACCUGUACUGUCCAGUUUGACUGCCACAUGUAUUGUGGAUUACAUAUACCUGCUCCCGUCAUGUUUCACUGUCAGUCUGAGCUUGUUGUUUGAGUUUGGUAAAAAGCAGUUGCACAUUUUGUCUACUGCUCUUCUUCUUCACUUUCUUGCAGAGAUUUACAUGAAAGCAAAUGUCAAAAAUAGUAACUCUUGUCUUCUGCAUGCAUACAAAGUCUUGACAAAGUUAGGGGUAGACUUCUUUUUAAAUAUCAGAGUAGACCGGACGUGUGGUUUACCCUUCCUCAGUCUCAAUGCUGAACUGAUCUGUUCCCAGGAAUAGCUUUGUACUCGGUGCAGACAUGAGAGGCAUUGUUGGACUUUUCAUUUCAACAUUGGCAAGAAGACACAUGAGCAUAUUUAUGAAAACGUCAAAGUAAUUUUUUUUGUUGUUGUUGUUGUGCCUUUUUGUUAAAAUGUAAGUUGUUUAGAAUUAAGAAAUUGCGGCUAUUGUAACAUUGAGAUAUAUUGUGUACUUUUUUUUGGGGGGGGGGGUCCAGAGUUUACACAUUGUUAUGGCUUUCAGGCCUUUCCCAGUAUUGAUGAAUGACUGUUUUCCAAGCUUUUGGAUAAAUCUAUUAGGAGGAGGACUUUUUAACUCUGCAGGUGGGGCUGCCUGAGAUGAUUGAGGGGACUGUUUGUAGGAUAAGCGUGCAACAUUUUGAAUAUCAUUCGGAAUAUUUUCAGUCAUUUUAGUUUCAUCUCGGUCUGGGAAAGAAAUAAACUCGUUGACUAAAUCA
Neolamprologus brichardi is the source of this 3097-nucleotide messenger RNA. It is a transcript of the gene akap8l, whose product is annotated as A-kinase anchoring protein 8 like. Lineage: Eukaryota; Metazoa; Chordata; Actinopteri; Cichliformes; Cichlidae. The record is from RefSeq and is a predicted model, not a curated record. Gene Ontology annotation, molecular function: DNA binding. Gene Ontology annotation, cellular component: nucleus.